Messenger RNA from Drosophila rhopaloa, 1071 nucleotides. RefSeq lists its product as uncharacterized. The transcript is spliced from 3 exons. The record is from RefSeq and is a predicted model, not a curated record. Gene Ontology annotation, molecular function: odorant binding. NCBI's taxonomy places the organism in Eukaryota, Metazoa, Arthropoda, Insecta, Diptera, Drosophilidae. The coding region runs from base 447 to 956 and encodes 169 amino acids.
GAUAGCGAUUCCCAGUCCACACCUGAAGAAUCCGAUCGAGACGAGACGAGAUGUGGCAGGGAAAAACUUGUUUACAAGCUAAAUGCGGGCGUGGAAUGUUACGAAAAUGUUGCUGCGUUCCAUAUGCACAUGAUCUGCGGAUGAUCAUGAUCCAUAUAUAUAUAUAUAUAUAUAUACAUAUAUAUAUCGGCGACUUAUGUGCUAACAUAAAACAGAUGACGAACGGCAGCUGUGACUGCCAAUUUCGCCUCAAAAACUAAACAGAUAUCGAUUUACCAAGUGCUCUUUAUAAAUUCGAAUUUUUCAAAACAGAUGCUAUCGUCAUAAAGCAAUCAAAGUUAUUGUAGGUCAAGUCAUAACCAUGCGGAUGGGGUUGAUGGGGGCCCACCGAUUUCUGGAGAACUUAGUCCAGCUUGGCGACUGCAACGGAGGUGAUCUCCAUCAGAAUGGCACGGCGAUCGCAGAUCUGGUUGCUCAGGUGGUCUUUUCCGCUGCUGCUGCUGGUGGCAGUGGCACCGCCGGCGGUCCCCGCCAUCCGCUCCUCGCAGUCGCUGGCCCUCCUCCGGGCACGGGAUCAGUGCAGCCGGGGACUGACUCCCGCCCAGCGGCUCCACCUGGACGGGAUGCAGUUCGAGGACGCUCCGCAUGUGCGCCACUACAUCCAUUGCUUCUGGACGCGCCUGCAGCUGUGGCAGGACGCCUCCGGCUUCCAGGCCCAGAGGAUCGUCCAGAGUUUCGGAGGCGAGAGACGCCUCAAUGUGGAGCAGGCGCUGCCCGCCAUCAACGGCUGCAAUGCGAAGACGAGGGUCAGAGCUUCCGGAUCGGGAUCGGGAUUGGGGUCGGGAUCCCAGGCAGUGGUCGACUGGUGUUUCCGGGCAUUUGCCUGUGUGCUGGCCACACCAGUGGGCGAGUGGUACAAGCGCCACAUGUCCGACGUCAUCAAUGGAAAUGCCUAAAAGUAACCAAAACCAGUCCCACUAUAAACAAUAUAAAAUUAAGUGUAAGCAGUGGGGCUUGGAAUAAUUCCGAACUAACUAAAUGGUAUGACCCCUACUUAAAGUACAAUCAGAA